Pediculus humanus corporis (human body louse) is the source of this 495-nucleotide messenger RNA. RefSeq lists its product as uncharacterized. NCBI's taxonomy places the organism in Eukaryota, Metazoa, Arthropoda, Insecta, Psocodea, Pediculidae. The record is from RefSeq and is a predicted model, not a curated record. Bases 1 to 495 code for a protein of 164 amino acids. The transcript has 3 exons.
AUGGUAAUGGAAGAGAUAAUGGCCACGGCGAUAUUAUUUCCUUUUUGUAUUGUGUGGACUCCUAUACCUUGUUUGACAUGGAUAUUUCCUUUUAUUGGUCAUAUGGGUAUUGGAACUUCAGUGGGUGUCAUUAAAGAUUUUGCUGGUUCAUAUUAUGUAGGUAGUGAUAAUAUGGCUUUUGGUAAACCCACUAAAUAUUGGCAAUUGGAUCCAUUUAAAGCUUUAGGUGGAGUUGAGGGUUGGGACAAAGCAAUCAACGAAGCAAGUGAGAUUUACAAAGAAAAAAUGCAUAACUUGUGCUGCCAGAAUUGUCAUUCAUUUGUAGCUACAGCUCUUAACAAAGUAAAUUAUAAUAAUUCAAAAUGGAAUAUGGUAAAACUUGCCUUUUUAAUAAUUGUUUGUGGUAAAUAUGUCAAUGUUGCAGCCGCUUUCAAAACUUUACUACCAUUCAUAGUUCUAAUUAAUAUUUUUAUAUUUCUAGUGAUUUUUCUGUAA